Messenger RNA from Cydia fagiglandana, 6317 nucleotides. RefSeq lists its product as uncharacterized. The record is from RefSeq and is a predicted model, not a curated record. The coding region runs from base 252 to 3467 and encodes 1071 amino acids. Lineage: Eukaryota; Metazoa; Arthropoda; Insecta; Lepidoptera; Tortricidae. The transcript is spliced from 5 exons.
UAGAGCCUAAAAUGGACGCGAAAAAACUUAGCUUGAGUUUUACUUAUUUCACUGAGAAUCAAAUAAAGUGAAACCUUUAAAAAGCAUAUAAUAAUAGAUUGUUUGCAUAUUGCAUUACCUUAAAGUAGCUACUUUACAGUGACAGUGAAAGACAUUAUGUAAACUUGUAAGAAAUUUAUUUUGUGUUACUUUUAUUAGUUGUUUGAUUUAUUUAUGCAUAUAGGUUAUAAUAUAUAAACUAAAUAGAAACUAUGGAAGUUGUGGAAGAGUCUGCGGUCCAGAGUGUUUUAAGCGAGGAAAUAAUUAUUAACGAUGGGACGGCUUGUAUAUCCAGCGCGGCAGACGAGAUUACGAGACAGAACGGUGUCGCCGAAACUGGAGCCAUGGCCAACUGUGAUUCAGUGGCGGUGGCCGAGACCACCGUUCAGGAUCAGAUACAGGUCGACAGCACGACAGAUCAUACGCAUGUGCCAGUAGAUACAAAUAAAAUUAGUGGACCAAUAUCUGUAGAAACUGUCGUUUCUACUGAGCCUAGUGCUGAGGCAGUGCCAUCAACUACUGAAGGCGAUAAUGAACUUAACACGGAAAAUCAACCGGAAUUGAUUGCCACUAUCCCAGAGUUGGCUUCUAAAAUACCUGAAGAAAUAUCAGAGUUACUUGUUGGUCAAUCUGAAGAGAUUAUUGAAGAAGUUAUUCCACAAGCAGAGGGAUCAACAAUUGAAAUGAAUGUUGAGUCUAGUGACCAAGUGACUUUUAAAACUGAAAUAUUAGUUGAGAGGAACGAAAAUGAUGCUAACGAGAUUGAUAAAAAUGUAGGUCAUGUUGAUGAGCUUGAUGCCUCCAAGAGUAUGCUCAGCGCAUUGAGUGAUGUGCUGCACUCAGACAACAUGGAGAACAAUAAUGGUUCUGUGAGACAAGAAGUUUUAAACAAAGAAGAAUUAUUAAACAUCUUGGAAGGCAAUGUUGAACAGACUGAUGAACAGUAUAGUAAGAUCAUUCCAGAUGAUCAUAAAAUUGUUAAAACCAUGGAAGCCCAGAUGGCUUUACAACAGUUGACAAGAUUAAAAUCUGUUAGAAGCCAGAACCCGAGACAAACACCCCGGAAAAAAAAAUCAGGGAAAAGGCUUUCACAAAAUAGUAGUGAUAAAUCUAAUAAAGAAGAAACCCCAGCAGAUGAAAAUGAGGUGAAUUCUGAUGAACCUAAACCUAAAAAAAUUACAAAAGUUUCAGCCCCGUCUUCUAAGACUUCAGAUGUAGUGGCUUCAGAUAGUAAAACAAGCAAAAAGGAUAAGAAAACAUCAGAAGAGAAACAUGAAAGUAUGUUUUCGGAAACAAAGAGUAAAAGAAACAGACAUACAGAUUCAGAAACAACAAUCAAUGAACCCAAAUCAACUGAAGCUAAGAGUAAAAGGAAUAGAAGAACUGUAGACAUUGUUUUGAAACACUCUGAAAAUCCAACUGAAAGUAGGGUAAAAAAAGAGAAUGAUAAUGCAUCCACAAUUGCUAAUGAUAUGGAAGGAGAUGAAGAUGAUGACACAGAGACUGAUGGUAAUAAAUCAAAUAGUGUUAAGGAUAAGAUUGUUAAUGACCUGGUGAGAGAUUGGGAAGAUGAUGAACCAACAAAAGAUGAUGCUGAUGAAAAACUAUUGGAGGAAAGUCAAGGACUUAUCAAGUCUACUGAACCACUUACAACAGCAAUAGAAACUGUUGCCGAGUCUGACCGCAUUGAUGGGUCAUCUAUUGAUUCAUCCACCAGUGACGGUGCCGCAACAAAUAAGAUUGCAGAUGAUGGUCAGCCUCAGCGCAGACUUGGUAGAGUUAUUAAGAAAAAAGUUAUAUUUGACCCUGAUAAUCCCGACACAUUCACAAAGGGUAAGCUUCCUGCCAAGUCUAAAGAAGCGUCUUCUGAUAAAGAGCAGCCAGCUCCUAAAAAGAUUAAGACUGAAGUUCAGCAGAGGCCAAAAUCAAAGUCUCCAACAGGAAAACUGCACUGGAAAAAACCACCACCAAAAGCCAAUAAAGGAAAUAAAAGACUUUCUGAAGUUGAUAAGUUAUUAAUGGAUGAGGGUGCUGUAAAUAUGAUAUACCAGCUUACACCUGAAGCUCCUAAAGGUAAAAAGAAUAUGAGAACCAAAGCAGAAUUUAUCAAGAAAAUCCAGAGUUCAACUCCAGAUGGCAAAGAAAUGAAGUUUAGGGAAAGAAAGAAGGAAUGUCUCAAAGAGGAAUCAGAAGCUAAGAAGAUUUUAGGUGGAAAGCAAAGGGGAUCUCUGAGUAGUUCAGUCAAGUCAGUUGGUGAGGACUUUGAGACUCACAGUGCCGAUGACUCAAUUAUUUACCGUCGUCAUUCUUCAAGCUCCUAUUCCAGCAACUGUAUGAGCCCACUCAGGCUUAACGACCAAGAUUCCAGCGUGUUACAAGACACCUCGCGUAUCUCCCAGCAAAUGGCAGAUAGUCUGAAUAUUUCUAAUGCUGAUGAAGAAUCUGGUGACCAAAAAUCUGAAGUAUUUAUGUCUGAUGUGAAUAUAGCAUCACCUAGUGAAGUAAUCAAUAAAAGUGAUUGUUUGUCCAUUAAACAAAAGCUGAACUCCAAACUCCAGAAUGUUUUAAACAAAAGGAAACGUGAUAAUACAAAGACAGAUAAACCUGCAAAACAGAAGAAAGUGGCUCCUAAAUAUGACGAAAAUUCUUUUAAGAAAGAGGAAGAACAACAUCUGUCCAAGCUAAAGAACUUGUCUGUGAAAUUUGAUCAUAAUUUAGCAGAAAUUAACGUAAAACGGAAAGGAGAUCAAUAUACUAUCGAGACUUUGAAAGACCUGGAACUGGCGUUAGCAUACGUUAACAACAAGGAAGACAUCGCCGUGACUCUCCUGUCCUCUGAAUGUGGAACACUGUGCUCAUCUAUUGAUUUAAGUCCCCUGCUCACUGAGGAUGUGGAGAUCAGAACUACCAAUGCUGUCUUAUUAGCAGAAACUAUAAGAUCGCUGUUGAGCACAGUGGAGCAGCACGGCAAGCUCCUGUGCGCGGGCGUGAGCGGCGCCUGCUCGGGCGUGGGGCUAGCGCUGGCGGCGCUGGCCGACGUGGCGGUGGCGGGCGAGCGCGCCAGCUUCGCCUUCGACGGCCUGCUCGUCGGCUCCGCGGCCUUCGUAGCACACGGCCGCCUGCCGAGACCCACGGUUGAUAACUUGAUCGUGUUCGGCCGUAGACUGUCGGCCGAGGAGGCGCAGCAGGCUGGACUCGUCAGCCGAGUGGUGUGGCCGGACCGGUUCCACGACACGCUGCGGAGCAUAGCUAGAGACAUCGCCAAACAACCUACCAGGACUAUCUUGGUGAAGAAGCAACUUCUGGCCUUGAACAGGAGUGAAAAAACAUUCCAAUCGAGUUUGGAGAUGGAACGCGACCUCCUAGUCGAUUAUUGGACGUCCAACGAGGGCAUGGAGGCGCUCCGAGCUACCCUGGACACAGCCUAACUCUUGACAGCCAUGUUACGGCUCGGCGACAUUGAGCGACUCGCGACGGCGGCAGAGACAAUCAUAGGUGGGAACGAAAGGUCCGAUCGCUGUGUCUCGCUUCAACCUAUGGUUAUCGCUGCCGCCGUCGCAAGUUGCUCAAUGUCGUGGCCGAGCCGUUAGGGGGGCUAGACAUGAAUGUAAAUUAAGAACUCAAUUUAGAAUUUAAUCAUAGCCAGUAGUUAAUAUAAAUAAAUUGUGACACUUUGAAUUAUUUUAUUUGUCAGCUACAUAUAUGUGUUUGAAGACAUAUAUGUACAUCUAUGUUUAAGUGAACAUUUUGUUAAAUAUUGGUACUGAGUUUGAUUUCAAUGGACUGCAAUUUAAAUGAAAACACAACUAGAAGAUAAUUAACUUCUUAGUGCGUAUGCUUAUUGGCUGUAGUGACAAAAAUAUAAUUUGUUUUUAUCUACUCGUUGUAUAGGUACUUUUGCUGGCUCGUUCUUUUCUGUAACAUUUAUUUCCAUUCCUUUAUCGCUUCAUUGACAAAGACUUUUUAACUGUCAUGAAAAACAUUUGUCAUUAAAUGUAUUUCUUUGCAAUAUUCUUGUUUAUGCAAUACAAACAAUAAAUAUAUAAGCAUAAUCACUUUCAAGUUCUAAUAUGUAUAAGUAAUUAUUUUAAUCAUUAAUUAAUAACCCAAUAUAAAUGGUAAAUAUACGUGUCGUGAGUUGAUUGUGGACAUGUUCCACUUAAAAAUAUUUUGAUUAUUAUUAGUAAACCUUACAUUAUGUGUAUGUCAGUGCAAAGAUAAAUUAGGUUCACUACCUUGCCUAGGGUAAUCUUAUAUUCAUCUGAACGAAACUGCUUCAUUAAUUUUAGCUCAAAUUAUAUUCCACGGUUGAAAAAGAAUCGGAUUUAUUUAAAAUGGAGCAGUUUUUAACGGACUAGGUGUUAUUAGAUUUAAUUACAUUAUGUUAUGUUAUAGAUGAAAUUGUUUAUGUUAGUUGUUUCAGAUUUUAGUUUAUGAUUAAUCGCAAUAACGCAAAAUUUACAAAAACGAUAUUGUGUUCCUCUCUUUUUAUUUGAGGUGAUGUGCAGAAAUCCUGGUCAUGUAUAAACUCUUAGCAGGGGUGUAACUAUACAAGAUUUCAUGAAAUUAAUUGUUACGUAUAAUAAAUGAAUUGUCAUAAUAAGUGGGUACUAUGCAAUAGUAGGUAUAUUACAUACCUAAGUCAGUAAAAUAAGAAAUGUCUUCGCCUCGGCCGACAAAAACAUGUGUACAUGUGUGUUUAUUGAGGCGUCCUUAUUUACUGACCGAAGUGAGUCUAGUACUUUUCUUUCGACGGAACCGGAACACCUUCGUUUAACGCACCGGGCCAAAUGUUGACGCUUUAUGGCCGAAUGGCAUAACAUAUAAUAGUUUAAUAUUUCGACCAAAGACAACAAUACGACCUAACAGCAACACUUCACUUUAAGCCGACGUCGGUGGACCAUGUCUUUGCAAUAAUGUUGACGAAUUGUUAGUUAAAAUACGAACCAUGGUACUGAACAGUGGCGGAUUUGCAGUCUUUGCCGCCCUAGGCCCUGUAGCCGGCCCUUUCUCAGCACCCAUCAUAUUGACUACAUUUUGAGUUAUUUCUGGUUUUCAUCAGCGAAUUUUUACCAUUUUAAAUUUGCCGCCCUAGGCCCGGGCCCACUUGGCCUUAGGGUAAAUUUAAUCCGCCACUGACUGUGAAUUUAAUAUUGGACCAUAUUCAUAAAACCACGUGUUACGGAUAUAAAAUGUUUCUAAUUCUAUUAAAAAGAAAAUUUACAUUAAAAUAUAAGCAAUUUUUUGAAUUACAGUGAUUUCAAUUGUUCUUAAUUUAAUUCCAGAACUACUGUACGUAGGCGCCUGUGCUUAGAGCAUAGCAACAAUUGCGAAACUUAUAUUCCGCACAUUUUGGCUAAGUCCUCUUUCAUUUUGCCUGUGAUGUCUAACGAAAUACUACGCCUGGAAUUGGACGAAAACUUUGAUGGUUAUUGAAUAAGUACCUAGUGGCAUUCCUUUAUUCGAUUCUUAUUAUAAUAAUUAUCGUUUCAUUUUCUAGAUUUCAUUUCACUGUGUGUAUUACCUUCUUAUAGUGCAAUCUCAAAUAAUGUUCACAGACGUAAGGUAAAUACCGCAAUGAUGUUAAAAGCAUGAUUUCUAAUUCCAUCUUAAUGCCAGUGUCGCCUUACAGAAUAUUAGCUGUACUAUCUUUUCCCUAAGUAGUUACAAUAGUUUCAACGAAUUAUUAUUUUUAAAUGCAUUACACUCCGAUGUCAAGCACAAGACACAAAGGACUUCAAUCGUCUUGCUGAGUGUACGGACGGCGAAAAACAUUGCUUAUAAUAUCGUUGUAUUAAGUAAGCCUCCCUGAUGUAUUGUCUUACUUUUAUAAUUUAUAUAAAUAAAGUGCCUUUCUUAAAAUAUCAUUGUUUUAAGUGUAGUUAGAUUAAGGUAUGAACUACACCUAGAUGAAGUCCGCAUUCAGGCUUUCCCCACACAUACUCUAAGCCAGUAUACAUUAUCCAAAGUGAGCCAGAAAAAGGCACCGAAAUAUUGUGCUGUUGCAAAGUUAUGUAUAAGUAUACAGAAUACAUUAAUUAUUUCUUUUUCAACUUUCACAUUGUUUCAUCUUUAUGUUGGAUCUAAAUCGCAAAUAAAUCUGCCCUGUUUUUGAAUAAUUAUAUGUAAUUAAUUUGGAUAUAAGCUGAAUUAUGACUUAUGACUAUCUGUAUUUUUUGUAUAUUAUUAAAUCUAAACAUUUAUGUUUACCUACUUGAUCACUUACUGUUAUAUUUAGUUCAUUUAAAUGGUUGAAUAAAUCGUAUUUUAUUGUCGCA